AUGCCAGUCCCGUUCCAUGACCCCAUACCUCUAAAGGACUCUCCUUUGGCCCCUUCAGGUCUUGUCCGUUCUAGAACUUUUCCAAUUCUUACUUCCUCGCCAUUUACUGCUGAUAGUGGCGAAGAACAUAAAACAAUCAGCAGUCAUUUCGAUACGCCUUCAAGUUCUGACGAUACCCUUUCUGCCUCACAAACUUCUACUUCGUCAACUACUCUUUCUUCAUCUGCAUCAUCACCCUCUCUUUUUGUCGAGAAUACAGGCAUUGGUCCCAGUGAACCCAUUUACGGAAAUUCCUACGAUGAGGCUGAUUUGUCUCGUCCUCCAUUCCGCUAUUGGAGACCUCAAUCUACAUCCUUCCCUUUAGAGGCUAAAUUUACGCUCGGUGGAGGCACACGUCCGGAUACCGGAAUUGCUGAAUCCCAUAAAGACGGUUAUGUGUUUUCCUGUCGUGGGAAGGAAAAGAACUCUCACAUCACCCUUCCACCUUAUAUAAGCCCUGCCGACAGUCCAACUGAACGCCCCUCCACUCCUUUGACUGGAACCCCCUUCUCGAAGUUUACUGGUGGGGAUGGCUCUGAUGCUAUUCUUAGGGCCCAGCUUGGCCUCGAUAGUCCUAUUAAUUUCGACGAAAAACCAGCCACUUCUGUAACACGACGGGGUGCGAGAAGUGAUGUCGAUAGAGAGGCAACUUUUCCGAUACAGAACAGCCCCAUCCGGGAAGAUGAAGACGACGUCGGGAGAUCUAUUGCUGCUGUUAUGGCUAGCGAGAGCAACUCUCGUAGCAGGAAGGCAACACAAAGACUUGGGCUGUUCCGGGAGAAUGAACAGGCCAUUGAGGAACGUGGGAGAGAGAAACUGAGGCGGGAGGAAAAAGAAAAAGAGAAGGAGAGGGAGCGACAGGAGAAGCAACGUGCAAAGGAGAAGGAGAGGAAGGAGAGGUUAAAAGGUAAUGGAAGAAUGGUUUCUGUCACACAGUUAGGCAAGACAAUGGAGGAGAAUAAUACCCCCCCUCUAGACCCUUCUUCUAAUGUUCCUUCAGUCAAAAGUACGAAAGAUGCAUAUUCUCAAUCAUCAAGUGAUGAGCUCUCUUCCAAAGUUUCUGAUAAAUCAUCCAUACCGGCCUCUUAUUCCGGUCCUGUUUGUGGAGCAGUUGAUGGGAAUGGGCCUUCUGGGACUCAGUCGACGACUGAUUCUGGGUUGGACUCUGCCCUCAAGAGUAUCUCCCUCACAAACGGUGAUUCAUCAAGUGUCUGCGUGGGCUCUAAAAAUUCAUCCCCUUCCUCGAUUACAACGGUGGUUCCUGAAAGUUGCAACGAAUUCCCUUUUCCCGGAUGUCGAGAUUUAUCCAUAGAAAUACCCAACGACUUUGAACCGAUUGAAAGGCCAGACCACCCGGAGGACGAUGACGAUGAAGAGGAAGAAUCUGAUAAAGAUGAAAUCUCCUCUGCCCUAUACAUCCCGCAUCCAGCUCCGUCUCGUACCACAGACUCUUCAAUUGGUCAUAAGGCGGGUCCGGUGAAGGGUCAAUACAGUAACUCGGUCUCACAAAGGCCGUUAAUCGAGACUGAUAAACAGAAGGAUGAUGAUAUACGGCAUAAGGACCGUGAAGAAGGACCAGAAUUCGAUUUAUCUAUCCAAUCUGGGGACGACGAAUACAUUUACCAAGGUCGCCGACAAUCUGUAGUCGCGGAGGAUGAUUACAAGGGUUAUCACUCCAAUACAGAGGGCUAUUCGUCGGCUGCGUCAGGGUUUUCUGAUUUUUCCGAUAGUUACGAUGAGCUUUCAAAUGGCGAGAAUGAUCGUAGUGGGAGUGGCUAUCGAACUGCUUUAUCUGAGGCUGAAGAUACCACUCCAACUGCUACGCCUAUUGCCCGGCGCCCUCAUAUCAAAUACGACCAAGCUCUUGGGAACCGAAAGCAGCAUGCUUCUAGCGCCCCGCAGAAGGCCGUGCCUCAAGUUCCUUUGGGUGCUGUGGAGUUAAAGCCAUACAAUCAUCAGGUUGGAGGCCAUACAGCAUUGUUCAGAUUCUCCCGCAGAGCUGUUUGUAAAAGCUUGAGUAAUAAAGAAAAUGAGUUUUAUGAAGCUGUUGAGAAGAGGCAUCCACAGCUCUUAGGAUUUCUACCAAAGUAAGCCUAUGUUUCUCUAACCUUUUGAUGAUGAUUUGUAGCUGUGUUCCGGUUUUCGAUCGUUCCCUUUUUUUUCUUGCAGGACGUUGUAGGGCUGAUAUGUGUUUUACUAUGUUUAGGUACAUUGGAGUUCUUAACGUUACCUUUAGAAAGGCGCCAAAGAAGAGGAAGAGCAUCAAAAGGGAGGCUGUAACGAGCUCGCUUGAGAUUAACGGAUUGGCCGCGGAAAACGAGGCCUCUGCUAGGAAUGGCAAAAACGGUGCUGACCCUCGGCCAAUUGAGACAGAGUUUACGAAGGCCCCGAAUGUUGUGUAUAACUCGGAGGCGGCCUCUGGGGGCGCACCUUUCCCCCUCCCCCAGGUGGUCUUCGAGAACAAUAGACACAUUAUUCCUGAAAAUCUUUUUCGCUUUUCGGCCAGCGCCCCAUCCUACUCUUCGAACCCAGCAUAUUCUGGUAGUGACAAAGAGGGGCCAUCGCCGGGGCCAACUCAGGGGAAAGGGCAGGAAAACGCAGUGGCUGCGCCGGAUACAUUGGAGGCAAAUGCUACAGAUAACGGCAAUGAAACCAAUCAGGGCGAAACCCAUCCAAAAAAGUCUAUCUGGGGUGCUACUUCGGUGAAUCGCAAAUUGCAGGAACAGGUAUUGAGGGAAGUUUUUGGAUCCCCGCCUAUUCCCCGCGGCCAUCACUACACUCGUUCGCAUUCAAGGCCACGCCAUUACAAUUGCAAUCACUCCCAUGGUCAUCGACACCAUCACGGAUCACCUUUGAGCCCCGACGGCAGAGGAUGCAGAUCUAGUUUCAGGAGGAGUAGCACAGAUCUCGGACCAUCCCACCGGCAUCAAGCCUUCCCCGAGGAUCGCAAAAUCACAUCUGUUCGCAAUGAAGGGGAGAGGAGACACGCCUCGAGUACAGAUUUGAGGGCGCUUUCGAAGAGCAGCGACGCCAGUGGCAAUGCUGGAUCUUGCUUGAGCAGAUCCCCGACAACAACCGAAGGGCGGAGGGCUGUUUUUUCGAGAAGGCGGUCGAGUGGCAACAUAUGUAAAAGGGCAGACAAGCCAGAACCGUUGAGCCCACCAGUUCGUGAUAGUGCUGUGGAGGAUGAAGGCUACAGAGGUGACCGGGAAGACGAAGUGUUUAAGAUGGAUGAGGAUGAAGGCACGCCAGCUGGAAAGAAGACUUGGGCAACCAGAUGUUUGAGCCGAAGAGCGCCAACGCCACCACCGGUCUGCUUCACUGCCCCGGAAAACACCUCACAGACACAGCAGCCUCAUCCCACUCCAUUGCCUCUCGCCCUGAGAACAGAAUCCCUGGACCCUGUCGCUAUCAACGAAGCUCCAGAUAUCCCCAUACCCAAAGAAGUGCCCCAGCAGCCCAUUGAACGGGUGGAGCAUUUCCUUCUCCUCGAGGACCUGACAGCAGGCAUGAAGAGGCCUUGUGUCCUGGACCUCAAGAUGGGAACCCGGCAGUAUGGCGUCGAAGCCUCCAAGAAGAAAAAACAAUCACAAGCCAAUAAGUGUGCCGUUACCACCUCCCGUGAUUUAGGUGUUCGGCUUUGUGGAAUGCAGGUUUGGAACAUGAAGGAGCAGACCUAUCUCUUUCAAGACAAGUAUUUCGGUAGAGAUCUCAAGGCCGGGCGUGAAUUCCAGUCUGCACUUACCCGCUUCCUCUACGAUGGCCAAACCAAUAGUUCCAUCUUGCGCCACAUCCCUACUAUAUUGGAGAAGCUCAGAGCGCUAGAAGCCAUGAUAAGGGGACUUCCUGGCUACCGAUUUUAUGCUAGCAGUUUGCUCAUGAUAUAUGAUGGCAUGGAUCACGACAGGAACAUCGACCUCAAGAUUGUGGACUUUGCCAAUUGUGUUACAGCCGAGGAUCCGUUGCCCAAGGUUACAACAUGUCCGCCUAAGGAUCGGGAAGGCGUUGAUAGAGGGUAUUUGCGAGGUCUAAGGACGCUGCAAAAGUAUAUUCAGAGCAUCUGGCGAGAGGCCAAGGGUGAAGGGUGGGUUGAAAGAGGCGAGGAAGGCGGCCACGGAGGUGGUCACCAGAGGGACGACAUUGGGCCCGAUUGGGACACGAUUGGGGAUCUUGGGGAGGUUUCAACAUAGACUGGUAGUCAUGUGGCGCCGCGGAAGCCGUGGGAAUGAGUUUACGAUUGAUGCAAGUGGGGAAUAGCGAUUGAAUUUGGUUUUGCUGCAUGUUGAUUUUUUUCCGGACGGCUGUCUUUUUUCUUUUUUUUUUGCUUUUUGCUUUUGCUUUCUUCUCUUUACUCCCCCUUUUCCUUUCUUUCUUUCUAGUUGGCAGAAGUGGGAAGACGGAAAAGGGUUGGUGCUCGGAUUUGUUUCCGUUUCGUGCCCCGUGUUUUAUUGCCGAAGGGGGAAGCAACCAGGAGAAAAACGGGCAUUCACAUUGCAUUAUAAAUAGCUAUUUCUCUUUAUUUCUACUCCCGAUUGUCCGCACAUAAGUUAUUUUUAUUUUUAUUAUGGUUUUCUUUCUCUAUUGUUUUUACUACUUUGACCCUCCGAACUGUGUAAACAAGUCCGCUUUUUGCCAUCUUCAUUUCAUAUCCUUUCCUUUUCAUAGCCGGGUCUGUGUAUGUUUGUGUUUUUGUAUGUUUGCAUGCCACUUUGGUCACACCAUCGCAGCUGUAUUUUUGUAUUUUUUUUUUUGGCUCGCUGUCGAAUUGGAUUGGUACGGCGCUGCUUUUCAUACUUCCCCGUUUCUUCAUCCUAUAGCUUGACUUUGUCUCUUUCUUCCUUGUCUAUGGUACAUAACUUAACUAAUCGAGGCGGAAAGUACAUAUUCAACUCA
Messenger RNA from Tuber aestivum (summer truffle), 4932 nucleotides. The record is from the annotation of a GenBank genome assembly. NCBI's taxonomy places the organism in Eukaryota, Fungi, Ascomycota, Pezizomycetes, Pezizales, Tuberaceae.